AUGCAUAUUUCUAUACUGGGUUUCACCUGCGUCGCGGGUAUCUUGCUCCGCAUCUUCCUCCCCGCCUUGCAAGAUUUCUUGUCGCCACUACGACGAAUUCCAGGGCCGCUUGCGGCGAGAUUUGGCAAGUUGUGGUGGUUCAACCGCGUCCGCCAAGGUCAUUUUCACCACGAUGACAUUGCGCUUCACCGCAAGUACGGCCCGGUCGUUCGGCUCGCCCCACGCCACUACAGCAUUGAUGAUCUCAACGCAGUCAAGAUGGUGUACGGGGCUGGAAGCAAGUUCCCCAAGGGCGACUGGUAUUACGCUUGGCAGCCUCCGGGUGAUGACAAGUACAGCUUGUUCUCCGACAGGAACAUCAAGCGUCAUGCCGACACACGCAAGCGGUUUCAAUCUUUAUAUAGCAUGACGUCUGUGGUCUCAUAUGAGCCGCUUGCAGAUGAGUGUGCCGACAUCUUCGUCGGCAGGCUGAACGAGAUGGUCGCAGCGUCGAAGCCUAUCGACAUGGCCCAUUGGUUCCAGUGCUACGCGUUUGAUGUCAUUUCAUCCAUUACCUAUGGCCGCCGGUUUGGGUUCCUCGAUAAAGGCGAAGAUAUUGACGGCACUAUCAAUGAAGUGGACAAGAUUACAUGGCAUGGCACAUUGGCCGGCAUCUAUGCUGGGCUCCAUGACUGGCUCUUCACUCUGGCAACAAAAUUCUCGUGGUCUGGCGCGAAAGGUCGGGUCACAAUAGCGAAGUUUGUGCAGCAGCAAAUAGGCGAAAGACUCCAGUCUCGACAAGGUUCCAAUGCCACGAAUGGGCUUAAGGAAACGGACGAGUCUCAAGAGGACUUUCUGAACAGACUGCUCUCCCUCAACGAACAGAAUCCUGAGAAGUACACUAAAUAUCACGUAUUCAUGGUGGGCCUGUCGAACAUUAUGGCCGGGUUCGAUACCACAGCUCUAAGUCUCUCCGCCGUUCUGUAUUACUUGCUGAAGAACCCCCAAAUGAUGGCAAAACUAAAAGAGGAGAUACAUGGAUUCACAGCUCAUGGAUGUCAUGCAAAGAAUAUCCCGUUCAAGGAGAGUCAGGACCUACCCUAUUUUCAAGCUAUUGUCAAGGAGGCCCUUCGGCUACACCCUGCAGGUGGACUUCCACUCUGGCGCCUCGUCCCUGAAGGCGGCGCCACCAUUUCUGGACAAUACUUUCCCGAAGGGACAGUCAUUGGGAUCAAUGCGUGGGUAGCACAUCACAACAAGGAGAUAUAUGGCUCUGAUGCAGAUACUUUUCGGCCCGAGCGCUGGCUCGAGGCUGAGACUGAGGCGGAACUUGGCAAUAAAGAACGAUUGAGACAGAUGGAUACCUACUAUCUGCCGUUCGGGGCAGGGUCGAGAUCAUGCAUCGGGAAGAACAUUGCCCUUCUAGAAAUAUCGAAACUGAUCCCGCGGCUGAUACGAGACUUCGACUUUUGUCUCGAACACCCGGAGAAGGAAUGGGACACGAGAAACUUCUGGUUUGUGCGUCCAAAGAGCCUGUCGGUAAAGGUCCAACAGACGGCGGUUGAUAAGUUAGAUGGUAAAGCAUAG
Molecule: messenger RNA, 1566 nt
Organism: Phaeoacremonium minimum UCRPA7
Lineage: Eukaryota; Fungi; Ascomycota; Sordariomycetes; Togniniales; Togniniaceae
Product: putative cytochrome p450 pisatin protein
Exons: 1
Coding region: 1-1566 (521 amino acids)
Molecular function (GO): oxidoreductase activity, acting on paired donors, with incorporation or reduction of molecular oxygen; heme binding; monooxygenase activity
Source: RefSeq, a predicted model, not a curated record